UAUCCCAUUGAAAAUGCAUGCAUCAUAAUAAGUCUGUAAUUCCCUUAUAUACUUUCAUCGUGUUCAAAUAUUCAAAAUUAUUUCCAAUAAGCUUUUACAAAUGUCAUGUCUUCUUUUGUUCUCUUAUGUGUUUGUUGUAAUGGUCACAUUACCUCAUGCUGCAGCACAAAACGAUGACAGCCAAGUAGAUGCUCUGUUGAAGUGGAAAGCAAGCCUUGACAACCAAAGCAAGGCGUUGCUCUCUUCAUGGAUUGGAAAUAAUCCUUGUGGUUGGGAGGGAAUCAGAUGUGAUAAUAACUCUAAAUUCAUCUACAAGAUAAAUCUCAACAAUAUGGGAUUAAGAGGUACCCUUCGUAGUCUCAAUUUCUCAUCAUUUCCAAAUGUCCGCCAUUUAGCUUUAAGAAACAAUUUUUUUUAUGGAGUUGUUCCACACAAUAUUGACAAGUUAGUCAACCUCGAGAAACUAGUUCUUUAUAAUAAUAGUUUUUUUGGCUCCAUUCCUCGGGAAAUUUUCAAGUUGAUCAAACUUGAGAUUCUAAAUCUUGGUGAUAAUUAUAUUUCGGGCUCCAUUUGUGGUGAAAUUGAAAAGUUGGUCAAACUCAAGAGACUAAUUCUUUAUAAUAAUAGUAUUCCUGGCUCCAUUCCUCGAGAAAUUGGAUUUUUAAACCAACUCAUUGAACUUGAUUUGUCUCGCAACCUUCUCUCUGGCCCAAUCCCUUCAACCAUUGGAAACUUGAACAAUUUGAAAUAUCUUUAUCUUUAUAAAAACAAUCUCACUGGUAUGAUUCCAAUUGAAGUCACAAAACUCAAUUCUCUUUUAAUAAUCCAAUUGUCGACAAAUAACCUCUUCGGACCAAUACCAUCAUCUAUAGGUAACUUGAUUCAUUUGAAUUUUCUUUUGCUUGCUAAAAAUAACAUUUUAGGACCAAUCCCUUCAUCCAUGGGUAAUUUGGUUAAUUUGAGUUAUAUUGACAUUUCUAAAAAUAACCUUUCUGGACCAAUCCCCCCAUCGAUUGGUAAUUUGGUUAAUUUGAGUUUUAUUGACCUUUCCAAAAAUAACCUUUCUGGACCAAUUCCACCAUCUAUGGGUAAUUUGAUCAAUUUGAAUCAGAUUUACCUUUUCGAAAAUAACCUUUCCGGAUCAAUCCCUUCAUCCAUCGGUAAUUUGAUCAAUUUGAAUGAUAUUUACCUUAGAAACAAUAAUCUUUCUGGACCAAUUCCUCUGACUAUCGGAAAUUUGACAAAACUCAGUAGUUUAUCACUUUCCUCAAAUGUACUAAGUGGCAAUAUUCCCACUGAAAUGAAUAGGCUUACCAAUAUUAUACUUUUAAGUCUAGGUUAUAAUAACUUCGUAGGUCAAUUACCUCACAACAUUUGUGUUGGUGGAAAGUUGAAAAGGUUCACAGCUGCCGAAAAUCAUUUUACAGGACUAGUUCCAAAGAGUUUGAAGAACUGUUCCAACCUUUUUAGAGUUAGGCUCCAAAAAAAUCAACUAACUGGUAAUAUAACAGAUAGUUUUGGUGUGUAUCCAAAUUUAGACUACAUAGAAUUAAGUGAUAAUCAUUUUUAUGGCCAUCUAUCACCAAAUUGGGGAAAGUGUCAGAAUCUCACAAGCCUAAAAAUAUCCAAUAAUAAGUUAACAGGAAGCAUUCCACCAGAAUUGGGUAGAGCAACAAAAUUACAUUAUCUUAACCUCUCUUCAAACCAUCUUACAGGAAGAAUUCCAAAGGAGCUAGGCAACUUACUUUCAUUGGUCCAACUCUCAAUAAGUAACAAUCGUCUUUUAGGACAAGUUCCUGUACAAAUUGCUUCAUUGCAGAAAUUGUAUAACUUGGAUCUUUCAUCAAACAAUUUAAGUGGUUCUAUCCCAAAACAAGUUGGAAAGUUGUCAAUGUUAUUGCACUUGAAAUUGGGCAAAAAUAAAUUUGAAGGAAACAUUCCUAGUGAGAUUGGAGAACUAAAAUAUAUUGAAGAUCUUGAUCUUAGUGGAAAUGUUUUGAAUGGAACCAUACCAACAAUGCUGGGACAGUUAAAUUCUUUAGAAACAUUGAAUCUGUCACAUAAUAACCUUUCUGGUGUCAUUCCCUUUAGUUAUGGUGAUAUGUUAGCCUUGACAAUUGUUGAUAUAUCAUACAAUCAAUUGGAGGGUCCGAUUCCAAGCAUUUUAGCCUUCCAAAAAGCUCCAAUUGAAGCAUUAAGAAAUAACAAAGGCUUGUGUGGUAAUGUUUCUGGCCUAAUGUCCUGCUCAACAUCAACUGGAAAGUUUCAUAGUUAUAAGACCAAAAAAGUUUUAGUGUUAGUUUUAUCCAUCACUCUAGGCACUAUGUUGUCAGCAUUAUUUGUUUAUGGGAUCAAAAUAUCCUGUCGUUGUUGUCGAGCUUCAAGAACAAUCGAAUGCAAACCUACUGAAGAGUCACAUGAUCAAAACCUAUUUGCAAUAUGGAGUUUUGAUGGAAAAAUGGUGUAUGAGAAUAUUAUUGAAGCCACAGAAGAGUUUGACAACAAGCAUCUCAUUGGGGUUGGAGGACAUGGAAGUGUUUACAGAGCAGAGUUGCUUACAGGACAAGUUGUAGCUGUGAAGAAACUUCACUCAUUGCAAAAUGGAGAAAUUUCAAAUCUGAAAGCUUUUGCAAGUGAGAUCAAAGCUCUAACAGAAAUCCGACAUCGAAACAUUGUCAAGUUGUAUGGGUAUUGUUCACAUCCAUUGCAUUCGUUUUUGGUUUAUGAGUUCUUGGAGAAUGGCAGUGUGGACAAGAUCUUGAAAGACGAUGAGCAAGCAACUAGAUUUGAUUGGAAUAGAAGGGUGAAUGUCAUUAAGGAUGUUGCAAAUGCUUUAUGCUAUAUGCAUUAUGAUUGUUCACCUCCUAUUGUUCAUCGCGAUAUCUCGAGCAAGAAUGUCAUUUUGGAUUUGGAAUAUGUAGCUCAUGUAUCAGACUUCGGAACAGCCAAGUUUCUAAAUCCGGAUUCGUCCAACUGGACCUCUUUUGUUGGAACAUUUGGAUACGCUGCUCCAGAACUUGCAUACACAAUGGAAGUAAGUGAGAAGUGUGAUGUGUACAGUUUUGGAGUAUUAAUCUUGGAAAUAGUUUUUGGAAAGCACCCGGGAGAUUUUGUAUCAACAAUGGGGCAAUCAAGUGAUUUAGGUGUUGAAACUGAGGAUCUGUCGUUGAUUGAUAAGGUGGAUAAACGUCUCCCUCAUCCUAGGAAUGAUACUGGGAAAGAUUUGGUAUCAAUUAUAAGGAUUGCAUGUCUUUGCUUGACUGAGAGCCCGCGCUAUCGCCCUACAAUGGAACAUGUUUGUAAGGAGAUUGUAAUGUCAAAGUCAUCUUCAAUGGGUUAAGUUUGUACAUAAUAUCAUCAAUAAAGCAAAUGAGUGGUUUUUACUAUAGGAUAUAAGUUUUAUUUUCAGAAUAAACUAUACCUAAGAGUCAAUGUUGGUGUAACUUGGUGUAUGAAUUAUUGUACUCGUCGUACCCGUUUAUGUUUGUUAAAAAAUAAUACCCCAUUUCUCU
Molecule: messenger RNA, 3512 nt
Organism: Lathyrus oleraceus (garden pea)
Lineage: Eukaryota; Viridiplantae; Streptophyta; Magnoliopsida; Fabales; Fabaceae
Product: MDIS1-interacting receptor like kinase 2
Exons: 2
Coding region: 101-3340 (1079 amino acids)
Biological process (GO): protein phosphorylation
Molecular function (GO): ATP binding; protein kinase activity; protein binding
Source: RefSeq, a predicted model, not a curated record